AUGCCGGAGCUGGAAGACACAUCUUCGCGAAAGGAUAGCAUAACAGUGUCAAGUACAGAGGACACUGAGAAGGGCACGACCGACGAAUCAGGUGACAGCAGUGGCACUGCUUUCGGGAAACACACGCUCCAACAACAGACUACGAUCAUAGAAAGAACGGGUUAUCGAAAAGAUGGCGACGAGAAAAACAAAGAAGCAGACGACAAGCCUAUUGAUGCCUGUGAUUUGUUUCUCCAGUCGGAAGAAUUCAGAAAUCAAGAACCCUGCAAAACGGAAACGCCCGAAAGCAUGAAUUCUAAUCAAAGACAAGAAACUCCACUUGUAGCUAUUGAUACAAACCUAACAGUUGAUUCUCCGGCUAGCAGCGAAAUAUUAAGUGAUGAACCAACACCGACGAAUGAUCGGACGAAUCAACUACGGGCGUUUUACAUACCCGAUCGCAGUCAGAAAAGUAGGGCUAAGUUUUUUUGCGUCGCAGACAGGGAAAAAACGAAGGAGAAUGAAACUGAGAUUGAUAUUAACGAAGAAAAAGAGAAAAGGGAUGAAAUUCAACAACAGGAACAUCAGCAGUCCCCAGACUCAGAAAUAAAAUCUAGCGGUCCAGCUUCGCCAUCAGAAGAGAAAGCAAACGACGGAAAUGAAACCAAAGACAAUGUGAUCGCAAAAACUUGCCCGGAAGGGACCAAUAUGAAAACAGAACAAAAAAGAAAUUUAAGAAUAUCACUGACUUCGGAGGAAGUCUCGGAGAUUUUUCAGAACUUCCAAACAAGACUUAACGAUGAGGCUUGCUCCAACAGCAAACCCUCAAGCCACAGGCAGGAAGCCGAAGACGAAGUAAAGGAUAUGAACGGGUCUGACCGGAAGGAUCACGAAAACGGCGACGAAACCUCAGAUGACGAUGACCACCGGAAGGAACGCACGAAACAUAUUAGCAGCUUGACCCUUAGCGACAUCGACAGUUCCCUUCCGGAAACGUUACCGGAACUUGCAGAUUUACAAAACUUUCUGGAGUAUAUUAAAAUUGGGGAACAGCCGACGAGAGGCGAGACACCACCCUUUUCACCCAAAGCUGAAACAGGUCGCUCGUCACCUAAUGAAAACUCGAACAGCCGCCGUCUGUCUCGUAUUUCACCGGCGAUUACCGACAGGUCUGUUACCGAGUCGGACCUGGAUAUUUCCGAACAGCGUGAUGACCUCAGUACAGACAGCAACAUCUUCGCUGACGACGAGGAUGAGUCGUCUUCGGAACUUCUCUUCACGAAAACCUACACUGAACCGGACCAGGGCGGCGAGGUGUGUGUCAGUUGCACUGUUGUCAACACCAACGCUGACGAUGACAGCGACGAGUUUUGGGCCGAGAAUUCAGCCAGUGAAGAAGUUUACCGGCGGAUCGAAUCGUCCACGCAAGCAGUGACCACGGUUUUCGACAAUGCGCGUCUGCAGAUGCAAGAUAUUCAUAGCCACCUGCAUAAUCUCCGUUUGCAAAUGGAAAGUCUACAGGAAUCUCUGGAUAAUGCCUCUAUUCUAAGCCAGGAGUACUACAAUAUGGACAAUGACCAAGUCACGUCGCAAGAAUUUUACUCCCUUGAAAAAGGUUUGUUAGUUUCGCAAGAAUAUUUCUCGAGAAGCCAGAAGGCACAGGUGACAACUGAAGAGUAUUCUCCCGUGGAUAUUGGUCCGGUAUUAACGGAAGAAUAUUAUUCGUCAACACUGGGCAAGCCACCUCUGUUGUAG
Messenger RNA from Acanthosepion pharaonis, 1734 nucleotides. Lineage: Eukaryota; Metazoa; Mollusca; Cephalopoda; Sepiida; Sepiidae. The record is from the annotation of a GenBank genome assembly.